ACAACAUGAGGACACCACGAUUUAGUGUAACUCAAGAUUCGAAUUACCUUUUAGUAGAAAUUCAUGCCCCAUAUUGUGAUUUACAAGAUUUAGAUGUAGAUAUUGAAAAUGAAAAUUUCAUGUUUUAUUGUAAACCAUAUUUUUUAAGAUUACACUUACCUGGAAAAGUUAAAGAUUCAGAUACUAGCUGUGGAGUAUUUGAUGCUGAUACACAAAAAUUUAAUUUUAAAAUUGAAAAAUGUAAUCAUGAUGAAUUCUUUCCCGAUUUGGAUAUGUUAACGAAAUUAUUACAACCGAAACUAAAUAAGAAUACAGUCAAUACCAUUGAAGUUAUCUCAUCAGAGAAUCAAUCUGAUGACAAUUCUGAUAGUGAAUCUGAUCAAUGGUAUGUUAAUCAAGAAAUUCCUAAUGAUAGAGAAAAUUGUCUUGUUUUGAAGCAAGGAUAUGGUUUUGGCAACAAGCUUACGUCGUACUUUGAUAAUAUACAGGAUCCUUUAUUUGGAAUUUUGGAUGAUAUUAGAGCCAUUGAAAUGACUCAAGAAGAUCGUAGAAAUGGAAGAAUUCAUUUUGAAUCGUCUAGUUUUGAUGAGAACAUAUACUUAUAUCAAUAUUUUAAUGAUGAAGAUAUUAUGGAUAUUAUAAAUUUUCCUUCGCCAUGGAUCAAACUUGAAGUCGAUAAGUUAGAAUAUUCAGAAUAUGAAAUGGAUAUUUUAAAAGAAUUACCAAAUAAAGAAUAUUUAUUAUCCACAAGAGAAGAAAAUAUUGUGCUAUUAGGAUUGGUUGAUAUUUUGUUUGCGUAUUGUUAUGAUAAACGAACAUUUGGAUUUGAAAAUAGCGUAGAAAAUGGAUGGGCGACAAAUAAAAUAAGUUCAACCUUAUCUUGGUUUGAUAUUUUCCAAGCAUCGAAUGAAGUAAUUAUUGCUAACUUUCGCAGAUCACUUUGUUUUCCUUUAUAUAGAAAUUUUAAAUUAUCGAUAAAAAUUUUUGAUGAUUUAAGAUUGUUGUUGAAGUUUGGUAAAAAAUUUAUUCUCAAAUGUUUGCUAGAAAUUCAUAAAUGGUUUAACAUGGGUAGUUGUACAGACCCAAGAUAUAUUUUAAAUGAUUUAUACGUCAAAGAUUAUUGUGUUUAUAUUCAAAAAUGCAAUUCUACGAAAUUAAACGAUAUUAUUAAUGAUUUAGAUAAAAUCGAAAUUUCUAAAGAAGAUUUAAAUUUAAAUUUAGUCAAUAUUGAACGUUUAGCAAUACAAGAAAUUUUAGAUUCAAAUAUGGAUACUUCAUCUGAAAGCUGUUCGUCAGAUUCGGACGAUGAUUCAAGUAGUACUACAGACUCUGACGAUGACGAUUCAUCUGAUAAUAUAAGUGUUAUAGAAAAUUUAACUGAUAAUCUAGAUUGUUUAGUGAUUAAAUCAAAUGAAAAAUUACAUUAA
This is a messenger RNA of Chrysoperla carnea, 1427 nucleotides long. Its product is annotated as protein SHQ1 homolog. Gene Ontology annotation, cellular component: cytoplasm; nucleoplasm. Gene Ontology annotation, biological process: box H/ACA snoRNP assembly. The record is from RefSeq and is a predicted model, not a curated record. The coding region runs from base 6 to 1427 and encodes 473 amino acids. The transcript is spliced from 6 exons. Lineage: Eukaryota; Metazoa; Arthropoda; Insecta; Neuroptera; Chrysopidae.